This is a messenger RNA of Branchiostoma belcheri (Belcher's lancelet), 609 nucleotides long. RefSeq names its product von Willebrand factor D and EGF domain-containing protein-like. NCBI's taxonomy places the organism in Eukaryota, Metazoa, Chordata, Leptocardii, Amphioxiformes, Branchiostomatidae. The record is from RefSeq and is a predicted model, not a curated record. Bases 1 to 609 code for a protein of 202 amino acids. The transcript has 5 exons.
AUGGGAACACAUAUUCGAACGAUAGACAAGAGUACAGGGUUUUGUGUAGCCUCUGGCGAUCCCCACUAUCAAGGAUUCGACCGAAAAAGCACCUACCACCGGUAUGAUGUCGGUACCUACAUUAUGACCACCAUGACGGAAAGGGAAUUUGAAGUACAGACACGGCUCUGGCCCUGUGGUAACGGACAAGUAACUUGCAAUUGUGGAGUGGCCGUGCGAGAAGACAAUGACAUUAUCAUAAUCGACCUUUGCCAUGGCAACCAUGGCCAUACGCUGGAUUAUAUCAGCUUGAAAGACCCACCAGAAGACAUAGCGGAUGGGACACAGGUAACGAUGACCGACGGAUCCAGUGCGACGGACUAUGUUAUGUAUUUCCCAUCUGGAUCAAUAGUAACAGUCAAUGUGUACACAAGGCACAUGAACAUCAGAAUCGAAGUACCUGGUGAUGAUUACCGCCAUUCCUAUGGGAUAUGUGGGAACUUUGACGGCGAUGAGACAAACGACUUUGAGAAACCCGACGGCACCUUUCAUACAGGCAGUGAUAACUACCCAGACCCAUUCUUCGAGUCUUGGAGGUACGAGUCAGUUAGUCAGAUAGCCACGCUAUGA